AUGUUUACAUUUCAAAUCUGUAUCAAACGUCCAGCAGCCGUUUGUAUCAAACGUCCAUCGGACGUCUGUAUCAAACGUCCAGCAGACGUCUAUAUCAAACGUCCAACAGACGUAUGUAUUAAACGUCCAACAGACGUCUGUAUCAAACGUCCAACAGACGUCCUUGACGAACAUCCAGCAGACAUAUGUAUCAAACGUCCAGCAGACGUCUGUAUCAAACGUCCAGCAGACAUUUGUAUCAAACGUCCAGCAGACACCUGUAUCAAACGUCUAACAGACGUCUGUAUCAAACAUCCAGCAGACGUCUGUAUCAAACGUCCAGCAGACGUCUGUGUCAAACGUCCAACAGACGUCCUUGACAAACGUCCAGCAGACGUCUGUAUCAAACGUGCAGCAGACGUAUGUAUCAAACGUCCAACAGACGUCUGUAUCAAACGUCCAGCAGACGUCUAUAUCAAACGUCCAACAGACACGUCUGAAUCAAACGUCCAACAGACGUCCUUGACGAACGUCCAGCAGACGUAUGUAUCAAACGUCCAACAGACAUCUGUAUCAAACGUCCAAACGACGUCUGUAUCAAACGGCCAACAGACGUCUGUAUUAAACGUCCAGCAGACGUCUGUAUCAAACGUCCAGCAGACAUUACAUCCAGCAGACGUCUGUAUCAAACGGCCAGCAGACGUCUGUAUCAAACGUCCAACAGACAUCUGUAUCAAACGUCCAAACGACGUCUGGAUCAAACGACCAACAGACGUCUGUAUUAAACGUCCAGCAGACGUCUGUAUCAAACGUCCAACAUACGUCCUAGACGAACGUCCAACAGACGUAUGUAUCAAACGUCCAACAGACAUCUGUAUCAAACGUCCAAACGACGUCUGUAUCAAACGUCCAACAGACGUCUGUAUAAAACGUCCAGCAGACAUCUGUAUCAAACAUCCAACAGACAUCCUUGACGAAUGUCCAGUAGACGUAUGUAUCAAACAUCCAGCAGUAGUCUGUAUCAAACGUCCAGCAGACGUCUGUAUCAAACGUCCAACAGACGUCUGUAUCAAACGUCCAAACGACGUCUGUAUCAAACGACCAACAGACGUCUGUAUUAAACGUCCAGCAGACGUCUGUAUCAAACGUCCAGCAGUCGUCUGUAGCAAACGUCCAAAAGACGUCUGUAUCAAACGUCCAACAGACGUCCGUAUUAAACGUCCAGCAGACGUCUGUAUCAAACGUCCAGCAGACGUCUGUAUCAAACGUCCAACAGACGUACUUGACGAACGUCCAGCAGACGUAUGUAUCAAACGUCCUUCAGACAGACAGGCAGACAGGCAGACAUUCUUUAUUUCCUCUUUUACAAGAGAUUAA
This is a messenger RNA of Mizuhopecten yessoensis (Yesso scallop), 1356 nucleotides long. RefSeq lists its product as uncharacterized. NCBI's taxonomy places the organism in Eukaryota, Metazoa, Mollusca, Bivalvia, Pectinida, Pectinidae. The transcript is spliced from 2 exons. The record is from RefSeq and is a predicted model, not a curated record. The coding region runs from base 1 to 1356 and encodes 451 amino acids.